CAAAAUAUAAACAAAAAUAUUAAACUAAGCAGGCUAUUGAAAAUUCUAUAAUUGUUUAUUGUUUGUGUGUGUGCUUUUGUUAUUUAUUUCUUUACAGAUGCUUUCAUUACGUUCGUUAUCUGUGAUAGUCUUCUCAUGUGUUCACUUGAUUUAUGGCCAAUUAUCUGAUUUUUCCCGAUCCUAUGAUGCUGAUUCAAUGCCGCUCGACUUUGUCUAUCAUAAUCAUGAAGAGAUGACAAAUUAUCUUCGACAAACAGCUUUUCGUUAUCCUAAUCUUACCGCUCUCUACUCAAUAGGAAAAUCUGUGCAAGGACGAGAUUUAUGGGUCAUGGUGGUUUCUGCAUCGCCUUAUGAACACAUGUUGGGUAAACCCGAUGUCAAAUACAUUGGCAACAUUCAUGGUAACGAGCCCGUUGGACGUGAAAUGCUACUUCAUUUAAUUCAGUAUUUUGUCACAAGCUACGAAAGCGAUCCUUAUAUCAAAUGGCUUUUAGAUAACACACGUAUUCAUAUAAUGCCAUCCAUGAAUCCCGACGGCUAUGCUGCUUCGAGAGAAGGUGAAUGUGAGGGUGGAAAAGGAAGAGCUAACUCCAAAGGCUAUGACUUGAAUAGAAAUUUUCCAGACGUCUUCAAGCAGAAUGCAAAGCGAACUCAACCAGAAACUGAAGCGGUUAAAGAUUGGAUUUCGAAAAUUCAAUUUUUGUUGAGUGGAUCAUUACAUGGCGGUGCUUUGGUCGCCAGCUACCCUUACGAUAACACUCCAAAUGCCAUUUUCCAAUCGUUUGCUUCGACUCCAUCUUUAACACCCGAUGACGACGUCUUUAAACAUCUCUCACUGGUUUAUGCUAGCAACCAUGCUAAGAUGUCUCGUGGUGUUGCGUGUAAAAACACUGCAAGCACUCCUUCAUUUAUGAACGGAAUAACUAAUGGCGCUGCUUGGUAUCCGUUGACUGGUGGCAUGCAAGACUUUAACUACGUGUGGUACGGAUGUUACGAAGUCACUCUAGAAAUAUCAUGCUGUAAAUUCCCGCCAGCACAUGAACUCAAAAAGUAUUGGACCGAUAAUCAACUGUCAAUGGUGAAGUUUUUAGCUGAAGCACAUCGUGGAGUUCAAGGUUUUGUAACUGAUCAGAAUGGUGUUCCGAUUGAGAAAGCUUCCUUAAAGAUUAAGGGUCGUGAUGUUGGUUUUCAAACAACCAAAUAUGGAGAAUUUUGGAGAAUUCUUCUCCCUGGCGUCUACAAACUUGAGGUUUAUGCCGAAGGUUUCUCCCCACGCGAAAUUGAAUUCAUGGUGGUUGAUCAACAUCCGACAUUGUUGAAUGUGACUUUAACUCCUGCCAAGCUUCAUAAAACGAAACCAGGAGCAUAUGAAUUUGUCAAAAUUCCUGCACCAAAUCAAACUCAAAGCACGAACUUCAACAUUGCUGCAUCACCUCUCGAUGUGACCUCUCAACCUUGUGCAACGUGCAAUGCUUCUCCUGGUGAUCGUCCCAUCUCUCGACCGAUUAUCGGCUUACAAUCACAGUAUCGACCUCAACAGGUUCCUGCCCCAGCUGGCACCAAUGACGGCAUUUUCUCAUCUCUGUCAACCGGAUUGUCAAGCAUUGUUAACACAAUAUUUGGUUAAAUAAACAUCUGCAACAUCAAGUUGAUGAGUUAACCAGUUUGUGCAUCAGCAGCCAAAUGAAAAAGUUUCAUUCACAACAUACCCUUUAAUGAAAAUCCACCGAAGAUUUAUCAGAAAAUAUUUAUAUUUAUUACAUUAUCCUAUUCUUUGAUGCAAGAGACGAGACGAUACGAGAUGCUAAGCUAGGAUACAAUAUAAAGCAUGUAGUUAAGCACACGACAGAUUGAAUUAUGUUCAAACAUAACAUGAUACACAAUCAUGCGUAUGCGUCGUCAAACUCUCCUUCCUUUAUCUCAUGUCACUUCCGUUCUCUGUCAUGUCUUCAUAAAUCACAUUAAUAUUUUUUUCUUGUGAGAUAUCUCAGAAGCCUUUGUGAAUCUAAUUUGGCGAGUAAACUGUUUGUAUUGUUAUUAGCAUAAUUAUAAGCAACAUAAAUUAAUGUUCAUGAAAAAUAAAAGAAGAAGAAAAAUAUGAUUUCAAAAGCUUAUUUUCAUCAUCAUUUGAAGAAGUAUUUAAAAUGGAGAAAUAAAUGUCUAAAAUUAAA
Molecule: messenger RNA, 2171 nt
Organism: Clunio marinus
Lineage: Eukaryota; Metazoa; Arthropoda; Insecta; Diptera; Chironomidae
Source: the annotation of a GenBank genome assembly